GUGGAAUGUGGUUUAAUAAUUAUAAUCAUAAACCAAAUCCUGUACAAUUUUCAUAUAAACAAUGAGCUUUAUCACAAAUCCAUAUACCUGAUCGCUAUAAAUUAGACUAUUAGUAAAUAGACUGUUUUGUAAGAGGCCACCAAUAAAUAAUAAUAAUAAAGAAGCCGAAAAAUAUUUGGAGGUUAAUGAUUUUUCCAGUCACUAUUGUUUUAUUUUGAAAAAUGAGUUGCGUUUUAUUUGGUGACAUUGUAGAACCCAGUACAAGAGCUUUAAUCGAUGAAGAUUUAGAAGAGUAUCCAGAAUACGUCGAAAUUACACCUAAAUGGGAAGGUAACUACGAAACUCCCCAUGAAAUAAAUUCUCUUAUUGUUAUCGAAUCCAGAAUUGUAAGAGAUUUAUUAAACGACUGUAUUUUAAACAAUCAAAAACCUAUUUGUACACUUAUCAAUGGGGCAAUUGAUAUAUAUUCAUUUAAAGAAAAACAGUAUUUUGUAGUUUACUAUGAAGGAAAAGAAUUGAAUGCUUGUCAGGUAGUUGAAGCAAUUGAACAUUGGAUAUUGAACGCAAAAAUUAUAUAUACAAUUAAAUCUGACUCUAUAUAUAAUUAUCAAAACCCGUUUCUUCUUGAAAAACCAUCAUAUGUUAUAAAAAGCAUAUCAAAUGGUGAAAGUAACUUGAGUUACACAAAAUUGGAACAACCGAAUUUGGUAACAGGAUUAGGUGCAGCAGUAUUGUCAUAUUGCAUCCACCAACAGAUACCAAAAUGUACAUUGAUCAUCAUUUAUUUACAUCAGUCUCAACUAGAUUCAUUCAAUAGUUGGCCAAUUUUGGAUGUUUUUAAAAAAAUGGGUUUAUCUAUACAACAUUGUACAAUUAAAGAUAGGGUGGUCAAUAUGAAUAAUUUGUAUAUGUAACAAUAUAUUUUUUAAUUAAAA
Molecule: messenger RNA, 935 nt
Organism: Diorhabda carinulata
Lineage: Eukaryota; Metazoa; Arthropoda; Insecta; Coleoptera; Chrysomelidae
Exons: 3
Coding region: 222-914 (230 amino acids)
Biological process (GO): proteasome core complex assembly
Cellular component (GO): endoplasmic reticulum
Molecular function (GO): proteasome binding
Source: RefSeq, a predicted model, not a curated record